Knipowitschia caucasica is the source of this 618-nucleotide messenger RNA. Lineage: Eukaryota; Metazoa; Chordata; Actinopteri; Gobiiformes; Gobiidae. The record is from the annotation of a GenBank genome assembly.
AUGGGGGAGGUGGAGCUGUCGUGUCAGGCCUAUGUCAAGAUGUAUCUCCACUCGGCUCUGUUCCCAAGAUGCAGCGUGAACGGCCUGCUGCUCUCCUCUGCCACCACUGGGGGCGCUGUGUGUGUCACUGACUGUGUGCCCCUGCUGCACUCCCACCUGUCUCUGGCUCCCAUCACCCAGCUCGCUCUCACACAGGUGGAUGUUUGGUGUUCGCAGACACAGCAAAGGAUUGUGGGAUAUUAUCAAGCCAACGCCUGUGCAUCUGACAGCAGCCCGACUCCGUGCGCUCUGAAGAUCGCAGAUAAGAUUUCUGAACAGUUUGACGGAGCCGUGUUGUUGAUGCUCGACGGCAGUAAGAUGUCGGCAGAUUACAGAGUUCCUCCCAUCGUCGUUUACGAACGGAAGGACUCGAGGUGGACGCUCAAAGACAAGCACACGAUCAUGAUGCGUCAGUGGGAGGAGACUCGGGCCGUGGCGUCUCAGCUGCUGGACUCCGGUGAUCACAUGACCCUGGUGGACUUUGACUCGCACCUCGAUGACAUCACCCGCGACUGGACCAAUCAGAAGCUCAACGGCAAGAUCACAGAGCUGACAUGUCCCGUGAACGGCACCAUAUGA